AUGUACUUCUCCAAGACCGGUAUCGUAGCCUUGUUGGCGGCCUUGCCGUCUACUCUUGCCUGUCUCGGAUACGAGGGCGGCGUUCCUGUUGCCACCAGCACCAAGACUAACAGCAAGGUCAUCGAGGUUGCCGCUGGCAAGACUUUCGACGGUGGCUGGGCCAGAUACGACCGUGGCUCUGGUGCCUGCAAUGAGCAAGCCGAAGGAGGCGACGCCGAUGCCGUUUUUCUACUCCGCCGAGGUGCCACUCUGAAGAACGUCAUCAUUGGCAAGAACCAGGCUGAGGGUGUCCAUUGCGACGGACCCUGCACUCUUGAGUUUGUCUGGUUCGAGGAUGUCUGCGAGGACGCCAUCUCUGUUAAGAACGACGUGGCUGGUGACCACACCUGGAUUAUCGGUGGUGGUGCUUACAAGGCCUCGGACAAGAUUGUCCAGCACAACGGUUGUGGUACCGUUAACAUCAUCAACUUCUACGCCAAUGACUACGGCAAGCUGUACCGUUCAUGCGGCAACUGCAGCAAGCAGUGCAAGCGAAACGUCUACGUCGAGGGCACUACUGCCUACAACGGUGGCGAGAUUGUCGGCAUCAACUCCAACUACGGCGAUACUGCCACCCUCAAGAACGUCUGCACCGACGCCAAGGUCAGGUGCCAGAUGUACAACGGCUGCGCCGGUGGCUGCGAGCCCACCAAGUCUGGCGUCUGCUCCGGAUAA
Molecule: messenger RNA, 714 nt
Organism: Colletotrichum karsti
Lineage: Eukaryota; Fungi; Ascomycota; Sordariomycetes; Glomerellales; Glomerellaceae
Exons: 6
Coding region: 1-714 (237 amino acids)
Biological process (GO): pectin catabolic process
Cellular component (GO): extracellular region
Molecular function (GO): pectate lyase activity
Source: RefSeq, a predicted model, not a curated record